Xylona heveae TC161 is the source of this 2046-nucleotide messenger RNA. RefSeq lists its product as hypothetical. NCBI's taxonomy places the organism in Eukaryota, Fungi, Ascomycota, Xylonomycetes, Xylonales, Xylonaceae. The transcript has 2 exons. The record is from RefSeq and is a predicted model, not a curated record. The coding region runs from base 1 to 2046 and encodes 681 amino acids.
AUGCCUGUUGUCCCAGGUAAUGCCUUUUCCGAACAGGCCAGUCGGAAGCCUGCCAAUACUUCGGCCUCGGAUGGUUUUGAGACUGUUGAUAACAAAAGCAACGGCAACGAAGACAAGGCUGACGACGGUCACCACAAAGACAUGAUGCCGCGCCAUCGUCGAGGCACAGCUAUUAGCUUUAGUACUCGUUCUCGUUCUCGUUCUUAUGCUCCGGUCGAGUUCAUGGACUCUUUGGCGCCUCCUCCCCUCGAGCCUCGCAGGCCUCAGGUUGUCCAGCCUGCUCCGCCGGUCUCGCGUGCUGCCGCUGCGACCUAUGUUCCUGUUCCUCUGGAUGCUAACCAAGUCAAUCAGAACGAAGGCAGAGCUCACCGAAGAAAUCGCGCGUAUACGGAUCCUGCGCCUUCUUCAGGUAGAGCUAAGCACAUCUUGCAGCAAUCGAAGCAGUUCAUGGCUGAAAUCAAGAGCAAACUGCACAUUGGCAGCGGUCAUGACAGCAGCAGCAAAAAGAAUGACUUUAAACACAAGCUGCUUCCCGUGGGCACUUCUGCAAAGGUGUCUGCGGUUCUCGGCGUCAAGAUUGACAAAUGUGGAGCGGGAGCUGCCAAGGAUAACACGCCUCAACCUUCCUCGUCCAUCUUUCCACCGGGUCCGUAUUACGGCCGUAGUGAUGGCCAGGCCUCAACCGGAACUGUUCUCGCGUGGCAAAGUCCAGAACCCAGCUCUCGAUUCUUUAAUGAGAAUGUGAAUGGCUCUGGUCAGAACAAUGGGAACGUCCCCCUUCCUCAUGAGGCUGCCCUUGGCGUGUAUGGUCCGCCUCAGGCCCAAGCGCUCAUUCUGAGUCAUGGAAUCAUUGCUCCCUGCCGCAACGGGGGAUAUGGUCGUGUGGUCCAGGUGGCUGUCACUCAGCAACCGCGCCAUAUCGCUUCCAUGGCUGCCGUCAUCGAUCAUGUUCGCGAUGAACAGCAUGAAGAAGAGCGUGAACACUUGCAGUUGAUGCAGCCGCAGACCGUCGAUGAUUCUCCUCCGACUUUUCCGGCUCCUACCACAGCUGAAGAAUACCCCAUAUGCUAUUCUCCAUCAAUCUAUGACGAGUAUGAUGAUGGCCCACCUCCAACGCCGGUGAGAGAAACUUCCGCCAACACUCUUCCCACUCCUGCUGAGCCAGGCUAUGACAAGGCCGAACAGCAGACUGCUCCAAUUAACCAGCAGCAGCAUGACUCAGAGCACCAUGCUAUCAAUGAAACCCACGUGAAUGGCCUGGAAUCUGUUGAUACCGACCUCAAGCAACCCCAGCUCGCCGCGUUGGAGCGCCAAGCUCUCGAAAGUCCGCUUGCAGGCGUUGCCUUUACUGACAACGUACCUUUUCCACCGGACUAUCAGGGACAUCUUGCGCUUGAGCAACACUCCAAUCUUCAAAAGAGCACUGAGAUAUCCGAUUUCUCCCAUCCUCUUGGCGACGAGCUUGAUAAUCAGAUUAAUGUUUCCUCGCGAGACCAGGACUGGCAGGGUAGACAACUCUCAGAAGGGUUGCAUGAUAUUCGCGACAUUUAUGACGCCCUUGACGACCAUAUCAAGCACCAGACUGAUGAGUUGGAGCAUACCGGUGCCUUGAUGGCUGAGAAAACGAAUAAAGGUCCGGACACCCUAGAUGCCAUACAGGAGAGAUUGGAGAAAUUGAUGGAACUUAGAGAGGAGCAUAUUCGUCUCCUUCACAAGCUGAAAGAGCACAUGCAAACCCAAGACUUUGACACAAAGAACUCCUUGCCAAGCGCUAUGAAGGGUGGAAGGGAUGCCGCAGCUCGUUUGGCUCUAACUGCACCAGCAGUCGACGAACGGGCCGGCCAGCGGGUUCGCUUCGCGGAAGCUCCACAGAUCCGCAGAGUUCCUGGCAUUUUUCAACAGCUAAAUGAUCAUGCUCAUUAUUCCGACUCCUCCAUGAGAGAGCAAACAGACGUAGUUCAGAAUCCGAGACAAGCUCCCCAAUAUUUAGCUGGUCAACAGUGGUAUCGUCAUCAUAUGGCGUAUGACCACUCUAGCCAAAACUAA